Coregonus clupeaformis (lake whitefish) is the source of this 1559-nucleotide messenger RNA. RefSeq names its product sphingolipid delta(4)-desaturase/C4-monooxygenase DES2. Gene Ontology annotation, biological process: ceramide biosynthetic process. Gene Ontology annotation, molecular function: sphingolipid delta-4 desaturase activity. The transcript is spliced from 3 exons. Lineage: Eukaryota; Metazoa; Chordata; Actinopteri; Salmoniformes; Salmonidae. Gene Ontology annotation, cellular component: membrane. The record is from RefSeq and is a predicted model, not a curated record. Bases 518 to 1486 code for a protein of 322 amino acids.
UUCGACUGAGUUGAAAUCUGGUAACUGAGAUGGUUUAUAUCAUUUUCAUGCUCAUCAAACCAUUCAGUGACCACUAAUGCACUGUGAUUGGGGGAAUUGUCAUCCUAUGAGAGCAUAGCCAUGGUAGACAAAAUAAUUACAUUCCCAGCAUUUUAUACAUUACACUAAGCAUGAUAGGUUGUUAAUUGCUUAAUUAAUUCAGGAACCACACCUGUGUGGAAGCACCUGCUUUCAAUAUACUUUGUAUCCCUCGUUUACUCAAAUGUUUCCACUAUUCUGGCAGUUACCUGUAUAACCAACUGUCGUGAAAGUGCGCCCACUUAGUUAGGCGUGUCGCCUGAAUGGCCUUAUAGCCUACCUGUGGACAGGGGGUGUUCGGUACGAACAACUUGCCUCUUUCCUCUUCUUUUUCCGCCACCUUCUUGUACAGGCGGACUGUUUGUCUCUACUCCGUAUUUUUUUUUUUUUUUUGAUAACAGCUCGGGGAACUGGCAGAUAGUCCUACCGCGAGCAAGAUAUGGGGAACACGGUAACGAGGGAUGACUUCGAGUGGGUCUAUACGGAGCAACCGCACUGUAGUCGGAGGAAGCAGAUACUAGCCAAGCACCCGGAGAUCAAGUCCUUGAUGGGCCCUGACCCCCAGCUCAAGUGGGUGGUGACAGCCAUGGUCCUGACCCAGGUGCUCUGCUGCUUCCUGGUUCGUGACCUCAGCUGGAAGUGGCUCAUCUUCUGGGCCUACAUGUUCGGCGGCUGCAUCAACCAUUCCCUCACGCUCGCCAUCCACGACAUCUCGCACAAUGUGGCCUUCGGCAAUAAGGACGCUAUGCUCAACCGCCUCUUUGGCAUCUUCGCCAACCUACCAAUUGGCGUGCCCUACUCCAUCAGCUUCAAGAAGUACCACGUGGACCACCACCGCUACCUGGGCGGCCACGGGCUUGACGUGGAUGUCCCGACCCGCCUGGAGGCUCGUCUCUUCAGCUCCCCCGCCCGCAAGAUCCUGUGGCUCUUCCUGCAGCCGCUAUUCUACGCGCUGCGCCCCCUGGUGGUCAACCCCAAGCCCGUAGGCAGGCUUGAGCUGUUGAAUUUAAUGGUGCAGCUAGCCUUCGAUGCUUUCAUAGUGUACCUCUGGGGGCUUAGGCCUCUGGUCUACUUGAUAGCGGGCUCGCUGUUGUGUAUGGGACUGCACCCGAUCUCGGGGCACUUUAUCGCCGAACACUACAUGUACCUGAGCGGGAUCGAGACGUACUCCUACUACGGGCCGCUCAACUAUAUCACCUUUAACGUGGGCUACCACAUGGAGCACCACGACUUUCCCAGCAUCCCCGGCAGCCGCCUCCCUCAGGUGAAGAAGAUGGCUCCAGAGUUCUAUGAUGAUUUACCCCAGCAUGACUCAUGGAUACGGGUGCUCUGGGACUUUGUGUUUUGUGAUUCGCUGGGACCUUACUCCAGAAUUAAACGCACCUUUCCAUUGGCUAAGCAAGACUAAGAGCCCAUGCUCUUGAUCUUCUGACCAAUGAUCUUCCACAAGCGCGGCUUGACAACCCAGCUGGGGGGGGAGG